AUGGAAGUCCCAAACGAAAGGCCCUUUUUCCAGUCCGGCGACAAUCUAUUGUGGCUUCGCGUCUGGCUACGCAUGCAGCACUUCAAGCGAUCCGGCAAGCUCCACAGCUCACGUCCAGUCCUGUCCGCUGGUGGCUCUCUUCUGAACCACGACAAGAAGAAGCUCAAUCCACCAGGACAGAGCGGACGAUACAUGUUGUACUGGCCCGAUGUGAAGCCUGGGAAAAAGCCAAAGAAUGGACGCAGCUUGAGGGCGGAUUUGGGCAUUGCAGAGACCAGCAGGCUGAGAAGGCGAGAUGAGGCCGCAGCGGCUAAUAGAGCCAGAGAUAGAGGCGACGGCGGCGCGACGGCCGUUGAUGAGGACCACCCAAGAGCGUCGACGCCGCUCACCAACGGGAGAAGAGGGCGAGAGUGCUCUCAAGCUUCCCUCGACUCGAGGACACCAGAUUUACAGGCGUACGAGUGCAGUCGCUCUGACACUGCCGAUGCAGAAGCGCUCAGUGCAGAAGCCCGAAUGUCGGAUGCACCACCGAUGGCAGUGCCGGCGCCAGAAGCGGCGACCUUCAAGGCACGCACGCCUUACUUUGCGAGGGCACAGUCUACCCGCCUGUGUAAGCUGCGCUACGAGCACCUUCCUGAGCAAGAAAAGGCCCGCAAAUCCCUCUACAAGCCAAGAGACCACAGCAAGACGAAUCCGUAUAGGCAUUUCUCACCCAAGCAGUACGCCGCUGCUCUGCGUGCCUCUCGUGAGAAGAUCGUCAAUGAUGUGGAGGCGCUGUCCAGGAAGCCUGAUGCAGAGCUGAGCGCAGAGAAGAUCAAUGACGAAUUGUGGACCCUGAUGCGGGAGGUGGCAAUGAUCUAUCCGCCGAUGCCAUACGACAAGAUCAAGUGGGCGGAGGACGUCUCCAUGGAUUGCGACGCCUUUACCGUGGACCCAUCCUUCCUCUGCGCUCUGCAACGGCUGGAUACUCGGCUGCAGCUCAUUGCGCACAACCUCGGGUACGAGUACGAACACCAGUGGCCCGCGAAGGUUUGCGUCUGCCGCGUGGAGACGCUGAUGCUGAUCAAUAUUUGUCAGGUGCAGGACGCAGCAUAUGAGGUGAUGAACUACGAGGCGGAUGAUGCUUGGCUGCGCCCUCAGACGGACGACGAGAAGGAACGUGAGGCUGCUGCUGCUGCUGUUACUGGUGGUACCAGAAGCAAGUCGAAGUCUAGGAAACGCAAGAGGAGAGGCGCAAGAGACCGAGGAGAAUGCGAAGAGUUCCUGUCGGAGUGCCCGGACGAAGAGGAUCAAGCAUGGGGUGAUGAUGAUUUCGCAUGGCACGAUGCCGAAGCUGAAGGGCAGGCCGAAGUGACUACGCCAAGCGAUCCGUCCAUCGAAAUCCAACGAGGAGGGGAAUCAGGACUUUGGAACGAAGGAGCAUCGCUGAUCUCUGCGACUUGGCAGAAUAGCGGCGGCGGCGGUGGGCAGAGGUACUUUGAUCUGGGCACGAGGACGUCUAUGCGCACCGACGGGCGAAGGCGCCCUCGGCUAUCUGCCAUCAGCGUCGAGGUGGACGAGGUCAGCGGGGACGAUGGUCGAGGGGAGGUGCAGGUGAGCGAUGCGCAACAUGCUGCCCUCUUCCUUCAGGGACAGCUGUGGAGGCACGUCUGCCAUGGCGCAGUGAGCACACGAGACUUGACCGAUGGGAGCGAGUGA
Messenger RNA from Microstroma glucosiphilum, 1698 nucleotides. RefSeq lists its product as hypothetical. Bases 1 to 1698 code for a protein of 565 amino acids. The transcript has 2 exons. The record is from RefSeq and is a predicted model, not a curated record. Lineage: Eukaryota; Fungi; Basidiomycota; Exobasidiomycetes; Microstromatales; Microstromataceae.